UAUAAAUACAGCCUCCAGCUGGGAAAACAAAUGCGCCCUGACACCCGAGCAGACACCAACACUGAGAACCAGGAGGAUGUCGCCGCAAGCUCUGAGAGUCUCUGUCCGCAACUCCUUCCCCCUGCUCAGGUGGAUGGACAGGUGGUCCGGUGGCGCGGCGGUGGCACCGGCGGACGGCGCGCCGAAAGUCCGGACCCUGGCCGACAUGCCCGGACCGAAGGUGGCCAGCUUCCUCUGGGACUUGUUUGCCAAGAACGGUCUGUCACGUCUGCACGAGCUCCAGAUGGAAGGGCUCAGCCGAUAUGGCCCGAUGUGGAAGGCAAGCUUUGGCCCCAUCCUCACUGUUCACGUGGCCAAGCCGGAGCUCAUAGAGCAGGUCCUGAGGCAGGAGGGCCAGCACCCCAUGCGCUCCAACCUGUCCUCCUGGAAGGACUACAGGAAGCUCAGGGGACACCACUGUGGACUCUUGACGUCGGAGGGGGAGGAGUGGCAGGAGGUGAGAAGUCUCCUGGGGAAGCACAUGCUGCGACCGAAGGCGGUGGAAGUUUACGAUAAGACCCUGAACAGCGUCGUCAGUGACCUCGUCGCAAAACUUCGCCACUGCCGAAGCUCUCAAGGCCUCGUCACCGACAUCGCCAGCGAGUUCUAUCGCUUCGGCCUCGAGGGCAUUUCCUCGGUGCUGUUUGAGUCCAGAAUUGGUUGCUUGGAUCCAGUCGUUCCAGAGGAGACGGAGCGUUUCAUCCAGUCCAUCAACACCAUGUUCGUGAUGACCCUCAUCACCAUGGCAUUGCCAAGCUGGAUGUACCAGCUGUGCCCCAAACCCUGGAAUGACUUUUAUCAGUCCUGGGACUACAUGUUUGAAUUUGCAAAGGGCCAUAUCGACAAGCGGAUGGCGGCCGACGCUGAGAAGGUUGCCAGAGGAGAGACGGUGGAGGGGCGGUAUCUCACCUACUUCCUGUCCCGGACGAACUUGCCCAUGAAGACCAUCUACAGCAACGUCACCGAGCUGCUUCUCGCCGGAGUCGACACGAUUUCCAGCACCCUGUCCUGGACGUUGUACGAGCUGUCUCGCCACCCAGAGAUCCAGGCUGAGAUCAGGAAGGAGCUGCUGACGGUGCUGGGGGGUCGGAGGAUCCCUGUGGCUGCAGACGUGGCCUGCAUGCGUCUCCUGAAGGCCACGGUCAAAGAGGUGCUCAGGUUGUACCCAGUCAUCCCUGCCAACGCAAGGGUCAUUCCAGAAAGAGACAUCCAGGUCGGAGGUUACAUCAUUCCUAAAAACACUUUGAUUACCUUGUGCCAGUUUGCAACAUCUCGGGACCCCGCGGUGUUUCCGAAUCCAAACGACUUCCAUCCCUAUCGCUGGUUCAGCAAGGACCAGACCCAUCACCCGUACGCUUCUGUGCCCUUCGGCGUGGGGAAACGGAGCUGCAUAGGUCGUCGGAUCGCGGAGCUGGAGCUCUACCUCGCUCUCUCACGGAUCCUGACUGAGUUCGAAGUGAAGCCGGACCCAAGGGGGGGUUCUGUGAAGCCCAUGACGCGAACCCUUCUGGUUCCUAAAAAUGUCAUCAACCUCCAGUUUAUUGAACGAUGACCUGCUCUUUCCUCCCGAUCUUGUCGUUUACGCUUGUGAGUCGUCGUCCCCUCCCCUU
Messenger RNA from Nematolebias whitei (Rio pearlfish), 1649 nucleotides. It is a transcript of the gene cyp27b1, whose product is annotated as 25-hydroxyvitamin D-1 alpha hydroxylase, mitochondrial. Gene Ontology annotation, molecular function: iron ion binding; oxidoreductase activity, acting on paired donors, with incorporation or reduction of molecular oxygen; heme binding. The record is from RefSeq and is a predicted model, not a curated record. The coding region runs from base 77 to 1591 and encodes 504 amino acids. The transcript is spliced from 9 exons. NCBI's taxonomy places the organism in Eukaryota, Metazoa, Chordata, Actinopteri, Cyprinodontiformes, Rivulidae. Gene Ontology annotation, biological process: glucocorticoid biosynthetic process; cortisol metabolic process; C21-steroid hormone biosynthetic process. Gene Ontology annotation, cellular component: mitochondrial inner membrane.